Messenger RNA from Salvia miltiorrhiza (redroot sage), 2759 nucleotides. RefSeq lists its product as uncharacterized. The record is from RefSeq and is a predicted model, not a curated record. Bases 592 to 2556 code for a protein of 654 amino acids. The transcript is spliced from 3 exons. NCBI's taxonomy places the organism in Eukaryota, Viridiplantae, Streptophyta, Magnoliopsida, Lamiales, Lamiaceae.
CUUCUCUCUCUCUUUCACAAACUUUUCCUUUUCCAUGAAAAAGGCUACCAGAUUCACUCCUUGAAAGCUCUCUCUCUCUCUCUCACCGCUUUUCCCAACUGCACUUGAAGAUGAAGCUUUGACAGUUGCCUCAUUCGCAACUACACUGUCACAUGUAUCUUCUACACUUUUCCUUUCCCUCUCUGGAAUUUUGAAAAUCAGAGCCCAACUUUUCGCAAAGGGGGCUCAAAUUUGCAUGCCAAACCCAUCUCAACAUCAUUCCCUACUCCAAAAAGACACUACAUUAAUAGCCGGUACGUCCAAAUUCCCCCCCACUGUUUAAAUUAAACCCCUUCUUUUUUGACUGAUUAAAAGCAUUUUACAACUCCAACUUUGGCAGUUACAAAAGAGGAAAAUUUUCAUUUCAAAAGGGGGGGGCAUCACCGAUUGUGUACAAUGCACUGUUGCGACCUUAUUUUUGUCUGUAGAUCUGUUUAGGCUUCUGAGGGUUUUUAUAGGGAUUUUGCCUUUUAUAUGCAUAUACAUUGCUCGAGAUUGGCAUAGAGCGUUGUUAUGAUAUAGAAUAAGGUUAAAUAUAGGUGAAGUUGGAGAAUGCCAAGGCAGAAUUUGAUCAAUGUUGAUGUCAAAAUUGGAGGGAGGAAAUGCAAAGUGAGGAAGAGGGGUUGUUCAUCGUCGUCUUCCUCAUCGUUGGUGCAGAAUAACCGGUUGAAGCGCGCUUUUUUGGUGGGGAAACGAGUGGGAUCGAGCACCCCUGUUCCGAGGUGGAAGAUGAUGAGCUCCAGAUCACCAUCAGUGGAGAGUGACAAGGCGGCAACUCUAAAGUAUUUGGCGACAAGGGGUGGCGAGAAGGCGAGGGAGUUGUCGAUUUCAGCCCGGAAACUGGCUGCCACUCUCUGGGAGAUUGAUGGUAUGCCUUCACCAAGAGUGAGGAGGGAUAAUUUUGAUGAUAGGAGGAGUGCGGUAGGGGGAGUUGUUAGAUUGGAGGAGGCGAAAUCAGGAUCAACGGCUCUUGUUUUGUCUGAUCUGUUUCGUAGUCCUGUUGCUGAGGGAAUGGAACCUCUUCCGCCAAAGAUGGCCAGCCAUAGAAGGAGAGCAUCAGCAAGUUCUCAGAAGCUUCUGCAGGUUGAUAGUGGUUUGGGAGGCACCAAAUCUCCUCAUAAUUGCCUCGUUGAGACGAUGCAGGUUGAUCAGGUGCAGAACCAUGCCCGGAGCCCAUGUAGGCAAGUAGUUGGAACCAAGAAUCGUCUCCAGGAUGUGUAUAACGGCCUCAUAACUUCUAAAGAGUUGCUCAAAGUGAUGAGCCGCGUUAGCCAUCUUGAAGAACAGAACUCUACGCGUUUAUCCCUUUUCUCGGCCCUAAAGUUUGAGCUUGACCGGGCUUGUAUCCAUGUAAGUAAAUUGAUCCAAGAGCAACGGAAGGGGGGUGAGAUUGGUGUUUUGGUAAAGCAGUUAGAAGAGGAGAAGUUAGUUUGGAAAUUGAAAGAGCAAGAUAGGAUUCGCAAUGCCAUUGCAUCUGUAAAUGGAGAGCUCGAAACAGAGAGGAAACUGAGGAGGCAGACGGAGAGGCUGAACAAGAAGCUUGGAAUAGAAUUGGCGGAGACAAGGGAGUCCCUGACGAAGAUAACCAAGGAGCUCGAGAGCGAGAAGAGGGCACGAGAGAUAUUUGAGCAAGUGUGUGAUGAGCUGGCUCGAGGCAUAGGGGAGGAUCGGGCCGAGGUGGAGGAACUCAAGAGGCGAUCGGCUAAAGUCUGCGAAGAGGUGGAGAAGGAGAGAGAGAUGCUUCAGUUAGCUGAUGUGCUGCGUGAGGAGAGAGUGCAGAUGAAGCUUGCGGAGGCCAAGUAUCAAUUUGAGGAGAAAAACGCCCUCGUGGACACGUUGAGGAACGAGCUUGAGGCCUACUUGAAGUCCAAGAAUGGCGAAGAGCAACAACAAGGUGAUGGCUCUCCGAGCUAUGACAAGAUCAAGGAGCUCGAGAGAUACUUGAGGGAGACGCUGCCUAGCCCAUAUGAGUACCAAGAUAAAGACAGAGACGAUGUUUUGGUUGUUUCAGCAGUAAACAAAGCUGAUCAACACAAAGAAGAAGAAGAGGAAGACGAUGAUGAUGAUGAUGUUGAUGAUGAUGAGGACGAUGAUUCAGCUGACAGCGACCUCCACUCCAUCGAACUAAACAUGGACGACAUCAGCAAGAGCUUUCAAUGGGGUGGCCCUGCCAAAGCUGAAUCGAGGAGGAACUCAGUCGACAAGAGCAAAGGGAGAAAGUCUAUCUCAGGAAAGAUCAAGAAACCAACGGCAGCAGCAGCCGCCAUUUUGCCCGAGACAAAGCUCUCAUCAGAUGGGAACAAACAAGAAACCCUAGACAUGUUUGACAGGAGAGGGCUGUUUGAGUUCUCAUCACAGCCAUGGAAGAAGAAGGACGUCGAGGACGAGCUCGAGAGAUACAACAUGAUCAAAGACCUAAGAGACCACAUAGUUUCCACUUCAAGAAUUGCAUCCUCUCAAGACUUGGCCACCUCUCCUUCAAAGGAUCCUCCCAAUGGUGUGCCAUGUCAUGGCUAGCAACUUGAGGCGUCGCAUUGCGCCUCCUUAUCGGGUUUGGGGUAUGGCGAAAACUUCCCUCCAAUGUGGCUUAGCCUAUGCCAUGAAUUCAAGAGUGUAAACAGAAAUUUUUGUUUCCAUAGAUUUACAUAAAGUCUGUAACUGUAUAAAUUAUGCUACUCCUCUUCAGGCAAUGAAAGUAUUGUUAUAUGUUGAAAUUUUUA